Molecule: messenger RNA, 993 nt
Organism: Miscanthus lutarioriparius
Lineage: Eukaryota; Viridiplantae; Streptophyta; Magnoliopsida; Poales; Poaceae
Source: the annotation of a GenBank genome assembly
AUGGAUGCAGGCGGGCGAGGGGGGCGGCGUGUGGAGUACGGCCGGACGUACGUGGUGAGGCCCAAGGGGAGGCACCAGGCCACCAUUGUGUGGCUCCAUGGCCUCGGCGACAAUGGCACCAGCUGGUCCCAGCUCCUGGAUUCUCUUCCACUGCCCAAUGUUAAAUGGAUUUGCCCUACUGCACCAACACGGCCUGUCGCGGCUUUCGGUGGAUUCCCUUGCACUGCAUGGUUUGAUGUGGACGAAACUUCAUUGGAUGGCCAUGCUGAUGUCGAAGGGCUCGAUGCUUCAGCCGCGCAUGUGGCAAACCUACUAUCCUCCGAGCCAUCUGAUGUGAGCCUUGGGAUAGGGGGGUUCAGCAUGGGUGCUGCCGCUGCCCUCCACUCUGCUGCAUGCUAUGCUCAUGGGAGAUUCACAAAUGGCAUUGCCUAUCCGAUCAACCUCCGCGUCGUCGUUGGUUUAAGUGGCUGGCUUCCUUGCUCAAGGACCCUAAGGAGCAAGAUUGAGAGCUCGCAGCUUGCUCUUAGAAAAGCUUCUAGCUUGCCAAUCCUGCUCAACCACGGAAUAGCCGAUGAGGUUGUCACCUACAGGAACGGUGAAAGGUCAGCUGAGAUUCUACGGAACUCGGGAUUCCAGUAUACCUAUUUCAAACCCUACAAUGGACUUGGUCACUAUACUACCCCUGAAGAGAUGGACGACGUCAGCAAGUGGCUCAGUGCGAUGGCUUUAAUAGUGAUAUACAUAGAGACAGGUAUUGACAAUAUGCAGAAGGUUGAUAGGCUAUGUGAAUUUCUUUGUGCUAUUCCAAUGAAAUAUACUAUCACAAGAACUGCUAUGAUUUAUGAACAGAUCACCAGGAAAACUAGUCUUGGCCGAGUGGCUCACCAGUCACCACCAGGAGCACUUGCCACCACACUACAUAUGCGUUCGGGAGCAGAGCAGGACUGCAAAUCACCUUUGAAAAAUAACAAAAAUGUCAAGGUCAAGAGCUAA